Messenger RNA from Pyricularia oryzae 70-15, 3078 nucleotides. RefSeq lists its product as uncharacterized. The transcript has 2 exons. The record is from RefSeq and is a predicted model, not a curated record. Gene Ontology annotation, molecular function: protein binding. Lineage: Eukaryota; Fungi; Ascomycota; Sordariomycetes; Magnaporthales; Pyriculariaceae. The coding region runs from base 570 to 2687 and encodes 705 amino acids.
GGUCCGUCCUGGUAGCAAACCGUCGGCCCAAAAUCGUUGGCGGCCCCAAAAGGCGCAAGAUCGAGCAGCCGCCCCAUGGAACAAACCGCCGUGGAACCUGUUUCUUUUCUUUCAAUAUUUCCUUGAUCCGGCAUCCCAUAAUUCACUGGCUUAGUGCAGAGUUUUUUCUUAUUAAUUUACUUUUCCCGCCUCUCGAUGCUAACGCGUCCCAUCCGAUAUACCAAAACACUCGCCCAUCCGUGCCCGAAAGCGCCGGACCGAGCCUAAGCGCCCAGCCCAAUCUCUUCUCACAGUCUCACUGCCCGGCUUUUUGGGGGCGGCCCCUCCCUGGACCCUCGCUCCCUCUUAAACUUGAUUCAUGCCGCCAGCCCUACCUCUACCUGACCUUGGCACCUUUCAUGUCACUUUCUACAACCACAUCAUCGCCGACAGUAGCUUUGGAUUUUACGGGCGCAAGAAGCGACUCGAAGAGACAAUUUGACCUCCUAAUUGAAAUUGUCAAACCUACAUAAGGAUUGAGAAUCCAAGUGCGAUUUUGAUCGACCAAACUGUAUACGCAGGCAUCCACAAUGGCGUCGGUUACGUCACUGGACAAGGACCUGCGCAAGAUGCGCCUCGACAAAUACACCCCAGGCGCUGCUAAAGAAGUCCGGGAAUGGAUUGAGUCGACCUUGGGCCGUAGUCUACCCGCCGGCGACCUUCUAGAAGCACUCAAAGAUGGCGUUGCGCUUUGCAAUCUCGUCAACCUUGCCCUCCCGCCACCGGGUAUCAAGUUCAAGACCUCGUCGAUGCCGUUCGUACAGAUGGAAAACAUCUCACACUUUCUUCGCGCCUGCCAACAACCCCCACUUAACCUCCAGCAACAUGACAUGUUCUUGACCGUCGACCUUUACGAAGCCAAAGAUCCCGCCCAGGUCCUGCAGUGCCUGGGUGCGUUUAGCCGCGCCGCCAACGCUGCCAACCCAUCCGCCUUCCCCACCGCCAUCGGUCGCUCCCGCGCAGGUAGCAUCUUGAGCCCGCAGUCGACCGGCCCCGUCCCCCUGCGCGGCAGGGGUGCUUCGAAUGCCAGCAACGGCUCCUCAGUCUACGGCACCGGCAACCGACCUACCCUCACGGCAACCAGGACGGGAGACUCUGGGUCCGGCAGGUGGAGCCCGACCAAGUCCCCGACCUCGACUAGCAGCUGGAGCAGGCGAGAGCACGAAGGCUCGACAUCGCCGGCAUGGAACAUCGCCCAGUACGGGUACAUGGGUGGGGCGAGCCAGGGUAACCUCGGCAUAGCGUUCGGCGGCAGGCGGCAGAUCACGAGCGCGGGACCGCACGUGCCAAACCUGGCCGAGAAGGAGCGGAUGCGGAAGCUGCGCGAGGCGGAGGCGGAGCAGCAGCGGGUGCAGAUGGAAGAGGAGGAGCGGCGGCGCAAGGCAGACCUCGAGGCCGAGGAGCAGCGGGCCAGGCUAGAGGAGGAGAAGAGGUGGGAGGAGGAGACCCGGAGGCAACGCGACGAAGAGGCACGCCGGGCGGAGGAUGAGAAGCGCAAGUGGGAGGAGGAGGAGCGGCAAUGGAGGCUGGCGGACGAGAAGAGGCGGAAGGAGGAGGAAGAGGCCGAGAGGCGGCUGGCGGACGAGCGGUCGCGGUCCCGUAGCAAGAGCGACGCGCGGCUCAGGGGCCAAUUCCUCAGCCAGUACCAGGCCGAGCAGGGAAUCAAGCCCCAGCGCACGGGCGAGCCGGGAGAGGAGUACAGGUCGCGCAUCGAGCAGCUCGAGAAGGAGCUGGAGCGUGCUCGCCAGAGGGAGCAGGAGUACGAGCGUGAGCGGCAGGGACGGCCGCUGCCGCAACCUUCCGCCGAGUCGUCGUCCAAGUCGAGGACGCGCUCGCGCAGCCGGCCGGCGGCCCAAGCACGUGCGCCAAGCCGCCAGGAUUCGUGGUCUAGGGACGAGCGCGAAGUCCUCCGCACGGCGUGGGACCGGGAGCAGAAGAUGAAACCGUCGCCGCUAGGCAAGCCGCAAAACGCCCCUACGCCAAGGCCGCUCCCAGAUCCGGCAACGGCAGCCGCCGCGAAGCCGGAGCCACCCCCACCAAACAAGCUUAGGAAGCAGCGGACUGGUGAGCCGAUCAAGCAGCACCGCACCGGCGAGCAGCAGCAGCAGCAGCAGCCACCGCAGCAAGUCAAGUCCCACCGGACAGGAGAGCAAAAAGUCCCUCCGCCGAAGCCGAUGAAGCCUCAGACCACGGGCGGGUCGUCUAGGCCACUUCCCGACCCCAAGGCCUACUCAAACCGGACGGACCAGUUCCUGUCGAGCAACCCUGCACCGGCGGCUCAGCCAACGCAGCCGACCUACUCGCGCGAGCUGGGCGCCACGGCCGAGCGCGACGGCGAGGACCGCCGCCGGCAGCAGGCGCAGCAGCGCACCAAAGCGGGUGGCUGGGCGUCCAAGUCGCUCCUGGAGCGCGAGAUGGAGAUGGAGCGCCAGCGGCAAAAGGAGUGGGAGGAGGCGCAAGAGGAGACGGCCAAGGCGAAGAGGCCCGCCGACGGUGCCGUAGACGGCAUCGGUGGCGGUGUCGGCGGCAGGUGGGACGUCGGGCAGUGGUCCGGCUACACGGGCGGCGAUAGCCAGAACCGCGGACAGCAGGGCAUCGGGGCCGGAAGGAGACAGAUUGUUGGCCCGAGGCCGUUGCCGGGCAGGUGAGGAUGGAUGGAAAGUGUUCGGUGGAGGGGGUAUUUUUUGUAUUUUGUGCAGGUUUGACGAGUUUGUGAUGAGUGUUGUGUUUAUUUGUCUUUCUACGGCAUGAUUCACGCUUCUUGCUUGUUACCCCAUGUUUGCCUUUACUCCCUUUAAUAGAAAGCAAAGACUAGGUUUGGAAGUUCGCCUAGUUCUGUUGAUUCUAUAGAUGACUGUGAAGAGAUCGAGUGGUGAUACGUCGACGAUACUGGAUUCCAGGGCGGUGGUCGCAGCAUAAUGAGUUUUUGAUAAAAGAAACGGCCACAAGGAACUCCAACGCCUAAAAUGGUACCUUGCAGUGUCUCCAAGCACUUGAUUUCUUAAACCUAAAUAAAAAAGUAAGGGUCCAUGAACUCUG